AUGACUUCAAUAUUUGUAACCGGAGCCUCUGGAUUCAUCGCUCAACACAUCAUCAAACUCCUCGUGUCCAAAGGCUAUAAGGUCGUUGGUACUGUACGUUCCAGUUCCAAAGGUGCUGAUCUCGUAUCUAAUUUAGGCUCAAAUUUCACUUAUGAAAUCGUACCAGAUAUAAGUAGUCCCAAUGCCUUUGAUGAAGCUCUUAAAACACAUCCAGAAGUAACCGUGGUGUUGCAUACCGCAUCUCCAUUUUUCUUUGAUACAACAGAUCCAGAAAAGGAUCUCAUUAUCCCGGCCAUAAGAGGAACAGAGAACAUCAUGAAUGCCAUAGUUGAAUACGCUCCACAAGUCACUCGUAUGGUGGUGACUCUGAGUGAUGCUGCCAUAUAUUCACUGGUAGAUGAAUGCAACCCUGAAUUGCUGUUUAAUGAGCAAAGUUGGAAUAAUAUCACCUACGAGGAGGCAGUUAAAGAUCCAGUAGCUGCUUAUUAUGGAGCUAAACUGUUUGCUGAAAAACAUGUAUGGAAAUUUCUUAAAGAAUACCCAGGGAAUAAACUCAAUUUCGCUGUUACUAGCGUUAACCCGGUUUAUGUGUUCGGUCCUCAAGCAUUUGAUCUGGAAGUUAAACCCACUUUAAAUACUUCAAACCAGGUUAUCAAGACUUUAAUAGAAUUAGGACCAAAUGAUGCAUUUGAAUUGAAUAUGGGAGGUGCUGUUGAUGUUCGUGAUGUUGCUCUUGCUCAUAUUGCGGGGUUUGAACGUGAAGAUACCAUUGGAAGGAGACUUUUUAUGACCAGUGGUCAAUUUCUGUCCCAAAUGAUGUUAGAUAUCAUUAAUGAGAAUAUUCCUUCUUUGCAGGGGAAGAUUCCAAGGGGAACGCCUGGCUCGGGACCGCAAGAUAUUAGGUCAUUGGCUAAGACAGACAAUUCAGCUACCAGAAACUUGCUUGGAUGGGAAUUCACUCCAUUUAAGAAGACAGUCAUUGAUACUGUUAAUCAAAUACUUCACGUUAAGCCCGUUCCCAAAAUUUAG
Messenger RNA from Lizanozyma spartinae, 1029 nucleotides. RefSeq names its product SDR family oxidoreductase. The record is from RefSeq and is a predicted model, not a curated record. NCBI's taxonomy places the organism in Eukaryota, Fungi, Ascomycota, Pichiomycetes, Serinales, Debaryomycetaceae. The transcript has a single exon. The coding region runs from base 1 to 1029 and encodes 342 amino acids. Gene Ontology annotation, molecular function: oxidoreductase activity, acting on the CH-OH group of donors, NAD or NADP as acceptor.